AUGAUGAUAUAGAGAAAAUAAGAAAAAAUUUAGAGGAUUAAGUUAAUGAUUUUAACCAAAAAUUAUUUUAGUAGUUAUUUUCCCUUGAGUAUAUAAAUGAUAUCUCUAUAUAUCAAUUCUUCAGAUAUUAAAGGAAUAAAAAGAUAGUUCUCUAAUUUGAAAGAAACUGAAUUGUAAGUUAUAUAUAUAAAAGAAAUUGAAAUGAUAUAUUUACAAGAUGGAGAAUUACUUAGAUGGUAUUUGAAAAUAUUUAUAAUUGAAGCGAUGAGAUAUAAGAUUUUUAUGAUAAACCUUAGAUAAUGAAAGACUUAUAAUAGAUUAAGCAGCUAAAUUGGCAUGGUUAAUAUAAUUUGAAUUCAUAAAAGGAAGGCAAAUGGUAUCCAACUUGGAAGGGAGAAAAAUUAGAUGCUGGAGGGGAUUAUUUAUAAAAUGGAUUAAAGAAUGGUGAAUGGAAAAAGUUAAGCUAAAAUCUCUGGGAGUAAUUUGAUAUUUUAUGUUUUAGCAAAGCUUAAGUAUUUGAAAAGGGGAAGUAUGAAAAUAAUAAAAAAUGUGGCAUUUGGUAUAUUAUCCACAAUAAUUAAUUACUGAAUUAUAAUUUAACAAUCAUUAAUAGGUGA
Molecule: messenger RNA, 617 nt
Organism: Paramecium pentaurelia
Lineage: Eukaryota; Ciliophora; Oligohymenophorea; Peniculida; Parameciidae
Source: the annotation of a GenBank genome assembly